Molecule: messenger RNA, 6167 nt
Organism: Sciurus carolinensis (gray squirrel)
Lineage: Eukaryota; Metazoa; Chordata; Mammalia; Rodentia; Sciuridae
Product: zinc finger protein 420-like
Exons: 5
Coding region: 550-2292 (580 amino acids)
Biological process (GO): negative regulation of transcription by RNA polymerase II
Molecular function (GO): DNA-binding transcription repressor activity, RNA polymerase II-specific
Source: RefSeq, a predicted model, not a curated record
UCCCACAGGCGGCCACGGCUCUGGAUAGUCUGGCGUGGACGACGUUUCCCGUAAAGUACGGGAAACGACUUCUGGCUCCGAUCCUGAUACCUUUCCUCGCAGGCUGUGCGUGACUUGGUCCCACCUGAGGAAGAAGUCUGAGUGGGUGACUGCAGAAGAGACUGCAGACGGAGCCCGCCCCAGGCCCCGCGUAGCCGCGGGAGCCGGGUGGCGGGAGGCGCUCAAGGCUCGGAGGCCUCGAGCGCGCAGGGCGGGUCUGUCUGCCCACUAGGCCGUGGGUGCUGCAGCUGCCGAGGAGCGGCGGGUAAUCGGCCCCGGAAGGUGAGAUGUUGCUGCUCAUGACAGGGCCACGCGUGCCUCGGUGUUGGUGGGUACGGUUGUGAAACUGGCAGUUCGUGAUUGUCCUUGUGUGAAGGGGACACAGGGUGUCCUGUACGUGAGCGUGCAUUGCUGAGACUGGUGAGCGCCCCUGUGACCUGAGGCUGUACGUUCCCGGCUGCUUCCUGCAUCCUGUGACAACCACUGAGACUGACUGACUGCCACAGAGAAAUGAUCCCAGCUCUGGCUGUGCUUUCUGGUAGAGGAACCCUGAGGACUGAUCCACUCUUACAGACAAAAACCAUGACCCACGGAUCAGUGACAUUCAGGGAUGUGGCCAUGGACUUCUCUCAGCAGGAAUGGGAGUAUCUGAACCCCUUCCAGAAGACCUUGUAUCGGGAUGUGAUGAUGGAGAACUAUGGUAACUUGGUCUCACUGGACCAUUCCAUUUCUAAGCCGGAUGUUAUCACAUUAUUGGAGCAAGGAAAAGAGCCCUGGAUGAUUGUAAAGGAAGAAACAAGAAAAUGGUGUAAAGAUUUGAAGUCAAGAUAUGAAAAACUCAGCUCUGGGAAAGUAUACCUCUAUAGAAAACAUUCAUCUCUUACUCUACAUCAAAGAACUCAUAAUAGUGAGAAAGCCUAUGAAUGUGACAAAUGUGGGAAGGCCUUCACUCGUCAUACAGACCUCAUAGUACAUCAGAGAAUUCAUACUGGUGAGAAACCCUACGAGUGUAAGGAAUGUGGAAAAGCCUUCAAUCGUGCAUCUAACCUGCUGCAACAUCAGAAAAUUCAUACUGGUGAAAAACCCUAUAAAUGUGAGGAAUGUGGGAUGACAUUUAGUCGUAAUAUAGACCUUAGAGUUCAUCAAAGAAUUCAUACAGGUGAGAAACCCUAUCAAUGUGAAGAGUGUGGGAAGGCCUUUGGUCGUGCUUCCUACCUGACUCAACAUGGAAAAAUUCAUACUGGUGAGAAAUCCUAUGUGUGUGAUGAAUGUGGAAAGGCCUUUAGUAAAGGUGGAAAACUUAAAAUACACCAGAGAAUUCAUACUGGUGAGAAGCCCUAUGAAUGUAAGGCAUGUGGGAAGGCCUUUAGUCAGGCCUCUCACCUUGUGCAACAUGACAGAAUUCAUACUGGUGAAAAACCCUAUGAAUGCCGUGAGUGUGGAAUGACCUUUAGUCGUAGUAUAGAUCUUAGAGUACAUCACAGAAUUCACACUGGUGAGAAACCCUGUAAAUGUAAGGAAUGUGGGAAGGCCUUUAGUUGUGCCUCAAAUCUUGUUCAACAUGAGACAAUUCAUACUGGCAAGAAGCCCUAUGAAUGUGAACAAUGUGGGAUGACAUUUAGUCGUGUCUAUCAACUCAUUCCACAUCAGAGAAUGCACACUGGUGUGAAACCCUAUGAAUGUAAUGAAUGUGGAAAGGCCUUUAGUCGUGCCUCAGCACUUAUUCAACAUGAAAGAAUGCAUACUGGUGAGAAACCCUAUAAAUGUGAAGAAUGUGGGAAGGCCUUUAUUCAUGGUGGUAGCCUUAGGACACAUCAGAAAAUUCAUACUGGUGAGAAACCCUAUGUCUGUAAAGAAUGUGGGAAGGCCUUUGGUCGUACUUCAGACCUUGUUAGACAUGAGAGAAUUCAUACUGGUGAGAAACCAUAUAAAUGUAAGGACUGUUGUAAGGCCUUUAGUCAUAUUGAAAGCCUUAGAAUGCAUCAUAAACUUCAUACAGGUGAGAAACCCUAUGAAUGUAAACAGUGCGGGAAAGCUUUUAAGAGUGGUCAUCAACUUACUGUACAUCAGAGAAUUCAUACUGGUGAGAAACCCUAUGAAUGUAAGGAAUGUGGGAAGGCCUUUAGUGUCUGUGGACGACUUACUCGACAUCAGAGUACUCACAGUGAUGAGAAGCCUUUUGAAUGUAACAAAUGUGGGAAAUCCUUUAGACUUAGUUCAAGUCUUAAAGUACAUCAAAGAAUUCAUAACUAGAGAAAAACCUUAGGAAUGAAAGUUCUAUGAAAAGGCAUAUAUAUGCAAUGGACAGUGUGUAGGACAUUAGUGUAUUUAUAACAAACAAUUUAAAAAGAAUGUGAGCCAGGCAGGGUGGAGCACACCUGUAAUCCCAGGGGCUCAGGAGGCUGAGGCAGGAGGAUCAUGAAUUCAAGGACAGUCUCAUCAACAGGGAGGUUCUAUGCAACUCAGUGAGAUCCUGUCUGUAAAUAAGUAAAAAAGGGGAUGUGGCUCAGUGGGUAAGCAUCACUGGGUUCAAUCCCUGGUACCAAAAAAAUUAAAAGAGAGAAGAAUAUGGCAAUGCUUUUAAAUAUGGUUUAGUUCUUCUAAGGCAUUAAAAUAGUUUAUGGUGUGAAACCCCUCAGAAUUCAUAUUUCAGAUUUUUUAGCAGUGAUCCAAAUACUAUUAUUAUUCAGAGAAUUUCUAAUUUAUUUUAUGUAACAUAAAACCUUUAUAUUUCUCUGUGCAUAAAUUAUCAGUAUAUUCACAUUAGAGGAAAAUUCAGAGAAUGUAGAAAUAUCUUCAUUUUUUAUGUUUUAUUUAUAAAAGCCUUCUACCUGUAUCAAUUAUUGUUAAACACAAGAAAACACACCACAGGAAGCCCCUGUUGAUCUAACAAAUGUAGAAAAACUUGUGGUUUCCAUUCUAUUAUUUACAGCCUGUAUGACUUUGGUCAUAACAUUUGUCCUACUGGGAGUCCUGUGUAAAGAACGAUAAUAUAUAUAUUAUAGUGCUAUUAUUGGAAAUUAGAAAAUAUGGAAAAUUUUUUCACAUGUUGUCUAUGUUCAGUAAGUAAUUGAUACUAUUUUAUAUUAUCUAUAUUACUAUUGAUGAAUUAUGAGAUAAAGUUCAUAUAGGGAUAAUAAAUUUAGAAAAGCUUCAUGUAAUUUCUUAUUUUUUUUAGUUUGAAAUAAUCCUUUCUGAUUAUAACCCUGUAGAAUGUAAAAAAUAGAGAGGAUUUAAAACAUGAGUUUUAUUGGAGCACUUGCAACAUAUAUUUGUGUACAUAUUGUCUGCUUUUGCAUUACUCUAGUAGAGUUGGGUAGUUACAACAGAGACUAUAUUACCUACAAAUUCUAAAAUAUUUACUCUAUUUUUUUUAAAAAUUGCCAACUCCUAUUUUAGAACAACUUCCACAUAAUUUUUUCAUGACUUUGGAUUUUUGAAGGGUACAAGAUACUUAUAAUACCCAACAUUGUGGAUUUUUAAAAUUGUUUUUCUUAGAAAGCAUUUAUCUUUGUUUUUGUUUUGCUUUUGUUUUUGUGGUGUUGGGGAUCAAACCCAGGACCUCACACAUGCUAAGCAAGUACUCUACAACUAAACUAAGCCCCCAGCCCAUUUAUCCUAUUCUUCUGUCCCUAAUAGUUCCAGUAAAUCUGAGUUAACAAAAAUAUUCAUGUAGUUGAUGUUCUAUAAAUUAAAAACAUAUCAUGUUGAGUUUUCCUAGUACAGAUUGAACAUCUCUAAUCCAGAAAUCCAAAAUUUGGGACUUGGGUUGUAGCUCAGAGGUAGAGCGUUUGCCUAGCACAUGUGAGGCACUGUGUUCAAUCCUCAGCACCACAUAAAAUAAGUAAAUAAAACAAAGGUAUUGUGUUCAUCUACAACUAAAAAAGAAUUUUUUUUAAAUCCAAAUUUUGCCGGCCCAGUGGUACAAUAAUAUAUAAUCACAGCACCUCAGGAAACUGAGGCAAGAGGAUAGCAAGUUUAAAGCCAGCUUCAUCAAUUUAGCAAGGCCUUAAGCAACUUAAGGAGAUCCUGUCUCUAAAUAAAAAAUGGGCUAGGGAUGUGACUCAGUUGUUGAAUGCUCCUGGUUUAAUCCCCCACCUCAAAAAAAAUACAAAAUUUGAAAUGCUUCAAAAUCGAAACUUUUUGAGCACUAACUUAAUGAUACCAGUAGAAAAUUUCACACCUGACUCAUGUGACAGGUCAAAACAUGCAUUUAAAAUAAAAUCAUGUAUCAUUUUAGGGCAGGGAUAUGUUCUAAGAUUUGUACCAUUAGGCAGUUUAAACAUUGUGCAAAUAUCAUAGAGUAGUUACACAAAUUAAGGCAGCUAUGACAUCAGUAAGUAAUAUUAUCUUACAGGACCACUGUCAUUGUGUCACAUGACUGUAUUAUACAGACAUCGUUAGGCUGUGUGUAUAUGGAAAAUGAAUUUAGUGUUUAGUUUAGACUUGGAUCCCAUCCUCAAGAUGUCUCACUUAUGUGUAUGCAAAUAUUUUAAAAUUUAAAAAUCUCUAAAUCUGAAACACCUCUGGUCCAGAUACUCAACCUGUAUCAAUGAUGCUAGAUAUUAUCAUUUGAUCAUAGAAGUGACUACUUGAUUGUAGAGAUCCAGUUUAUACUUAUUAGUCAUCAUGGUGAUACUUUGUCACCUUUCUGAAAUUUAUAAACUUAUGUAUAAACUCUAAAAUAAGAAAUUAAUAUAGAAAUGAGGGCAUAUUCCAAAAUGCCAAUAUAUCAGAACUUUGGAAUAUUAAUAGUCCUGUACUCAUUGGAAAUUCAAUACUCCUUUUAAAAGUUUUAUAGAUGCCUGGCUAGCUCAUUUGGUAGAGCAUGAGACUUUUUAAAAGUUUGUUUAUUUUCUGUGAAACCAAUGAGUACAUCUACAUGUUUAGGAAUUUUGCAGUAAAGUAGUAAUUUAACCCGUGAUUUUUAAUUUUUUUGCUAAAAUACAUUAAUAUCAAGUAGAUAUUGGCAAAUACGGCCUAGGGAAAAAAAUUAAGAAUGAUUACAUCAUGGCAUCAUUAUGUAAGAAAGAGGACAUGCUUAUAAAUAAUAGAAGAUAAAAAUUUGAUUAUAAGGUAAUCCUUAAAUAGAUUCUAGUAUAUUUAAAAAUCUACAGAGUAAAUUAUCUUCCUAGAAAAAAAUGUAAUUCAUCAAAAUUGACUUAAGAUGAUAAUGGACAUUUUUUUUUUUUGGGUGCUGGGGAGAUAAUGGACAUUUUUGAAAUUUAUUUUUUUAAAAUCAUAGAGGAAACAAAACCUUUUUAAAAGCAGCACUUAUACUAUGUACACCCUCAGGUAAGACUUAGAGCAGAAAAUUAUCUCUAACAAAAUUACCCCAGCUAAUUGUUACAUGGAUCACAUAUGUAUAACAUCUCUAAGAGAAUAACUCCUACAAAGCAAAAGCUAAAUGAUAUUAAGAAAUUGAGCAUAGACACCUCUUAACUGUUGACUGACAGCAGGGUGACAACAGACUUUCAAGUCCCCACUGUCAUGGCAACUGUGGCCCAUGCUGACUGGUUCUAAUUGGAUUCUUCAUUAUACAUCCUUACAGAUUUUAUAGUUAGGAGAAAUUAUCCUAAUCUCCCAGAGCUUCAGGAUCUGGUUACAAAAGUCUUCUCUUUCAGGGUAACUUGGGUUCCUCUUCUCAACAUUAUCUUGGGCCUGCAUUUUUCCUGCAGUUAACAGGUAAUUUGCUGAGGAAUGUGUCUUAGUAGGCUAGGCAGGGCUGCAGAUAAAUUGUUUCUUAGAAAAGAGAACAAGUGGAGGUCAGCACAGUAGGCCCAUUUUGUAGAAUUAUUCUCUUAAUCUCAUGUUCCCACCGUCUUCAUCUGUCUGUCCCCUAACAUUAUAUGGUUUGUUUAACCCUGAAAGAUGUUUUGGUAGAUUCCAGUUUUUGUCUAAUACUCGUAAAACUUCUGAAUAAAAAGAAAGAAAGAAAGAAAAGAAAUUGAGCGUAGAAAAUUUUAAUGCAUUAUAUGCCAAUUGAAACAGGAUCUACCAGAGGAUAUAAAAUUAAAAAUCAUUUAUGUAGAAUAUCCAGGACUUAACUUUUCUAAUUUAGUUAUAAAUCUUUUUAAUACCUUUAUUUAAUUAAUUUAUUUACUUAUUUAUUUAUUUAUUAUGCGGUA